UUUUAUUAAAGGUAUAAGCAUUAUUUAAAUUUACCCAUGUAAAUAUACAAGAUACAUAAUAUAUAUGAGUUGAAGAAACAUCUGAUGGAUAUCACAAGGGGAAACUUUAAAGAUUUUGUGAAGAAGAAAGGAAAUGAUAUAAGUUGUACAAACACAAACGAAAGCAUGCAUGAUGUCAUGCCCUGUCACCUGGAACUAUUGUCUCCUGAACUGAACUUUCCAACAAGUGAAGCUUCAUCGGGAAAUUUCUCCGAGGAAGAAAUUGAUGAAGUUGAAACAAAAUUAAUCGAGAAUGAAAUACUUUAUAAUGGGAGAAAUAAGAAAAACAAACUCGAGAGGUCUAGAAGAAGGAUUGACACGAAAAGUCAUAACGAAGAAAACUUGGAUCAGAAAAUGGAGGAAGCCAUUGCGAGAAUGCGAAAGUUGGAUGGGAUAUUGGCUGAAAAAGUUCAGCGAGAAAAACAGGUGAAGAGGGAAACUUUAAUUUACCAAAAACUUCUCCAAUCUGAUCUAAUCGAACCAAAACAGAAGGAAUCCAUUCCAACAGAUGUGAAUAAAAACACAGUCAAGUUUCUUGCAUUGUUGCCCCCACCCCAACAACUUGAAGUGUUACUGGAGAGAAAUGAAGUAUCCCAACCCCCUCAACCCCCACAACCAAUCUUCCCAACCCAGAUCAUUGAAGACACCACGAAGGUAAAACAAGACCCUCCCCCUCUCACCCGUCCUCGUUCAUCCGUUGAAUCAACUUCCGAUAAUUUGGAUCACGAAACAACACAGAGAUCUUCUUCAUCCAAAUGUCGAUCAAUGAAACAAAAUGAGAAACAAAACUUUAUAAAAAGAAACAUUGAGUUAGUAAAAGAGGCUGGAAGUUACGUUCAAAUGACAGAAGAGGAAAAACAACGAUUGUCGGAAUUAUUGCACGAUUUGAAUGAAGAAGCUUUUAGUGAAACAGAAAUGAAAAUGGUCCCAACCCAGCAGAACGGGUAUUCCCCUGACCCGAUAGAGUUAAAACGAUUGCAAGAAAUAGAUUUCAAUCUUCAACAAAUUUCAACUUCGUUCGUUAACUCAACCACCAGUUCAGUGCAAUCUUUCCCAACAGAUUACGAACCAGUAUCACAGAAAAUAUCUCGAUCCGAAUUAACAGAAGCCGCCCACCCACGUGAACGAAUGGAAAACAUUGAACAAAGGUUGCAACAACUUGACCAGGAGUGGAGGGGCAAGUAUGACGUUGAAAGUCCCCGUUUAAGUGACAACCAACUACAACAACUUCUCAACGACGCUUAUUAUGAUAUGUCGUGUACGCCAAGCCAUACGAACUUAUCCAGCAGAAUAAGCGACCAUUCAUCUGUAGUUGGGAAUAUAAACGAAGACAGCGAACUUGUUUCUACAAACAUUAAAUUACCUCGAGAUGUAUUGGAUAGUUUAUUAAACGAGGCAAGGUCAGAGUUAGGAAUAAACGACGACGAUAGCACAGUGUCUUCAGAAUAUUCAGAAACUAACUCAGUUAAAAGUGAGGACUUAGGCUGACAUUUCUUUGAAAAUUUGGCAUUUUGUGCUCGUGGUGCUUCAUAUUUGUUUAUGGGACUUUUUACGUAAUAGAGCGUAUUGUGACGUUGAUUGCUUCCACAUUCUCGUAUUUUUAUUUAUCUGAAAA
Ciona intestinalis (vase tunicate) is the source of this 1654-nucleotide messenger RNA. Lineage: Eukaryota; Metazoa; Chordata; Ascidiacea; Phlebobranchia; Cionidae. The record is from RefSeq and is a predicted model, not a curated record.